AAUUGUUGUGAUAAACUUAUUAAAUAGUUUUUCAUGACUGCUGACUUGGAGACCGGGUUCAACAACCCCGCUCUGGAGAGAUUCAGAAUCAUGUCCAAAUCUCACAAGGGCGAGGCUCUGGUGGCCAUGAUCAAGCGAGCUAUGGCCUCCCCACAGAUAUUCGUAUUUGGUGAAAUCCUAACACUACCCAACAUAAUUGAGCUCAAAAAUGGAAAUCACGCUCCGCUGUAUGAAUUAUUAAACAUCUUUGCAUAUGGAAGACUUUCAGAUUACGACCCGAAAAUACACCCUGAAUUAGAUGCUGCCUCGGUUCGCAAAUUGCAAUGUUUGACGCUAGUGUCGCUUGCCAAUGAGAAUAAAUCGAUCAGUUAUGAUUUGCUGUUCAAAGAAUUGAAGUUUGAAUCUGUGAGAGAUUUGGAGGAUUUGAUAAUAGAUUCGAUAUACUACGGGUUAAUCAAGGCCAAAAUGGAUCAGAAGAGUCGAGUGUUGAGGGUCCAAUCGGCUGUGUCCAGAGAUAUUAAAGGGGAGGAGGAUUUGAGCAGGAUGGUGGAAGUUCUGAUCAAAUGGAGUGACAACUGCGAGUCAGUGUUAGCUGCUGUUGAGGCUCAGGUCGAGACAACUAAAACGAAUCUAGAAGAAGAAUACCAGCACCGAGUGAAGAUCGAAAGUGAAGUUGUGAGCACGAAGCAGGCUCUUCUUCAGGACGAGCAGAACAAAGUAGGAAGAGCAAACGAGUCACAUUCACACCAUCCUUUAGACUCGCAACCUUCGAAACUGAAGGGAGAAUCGAGUGACAGGAAAAAGGGAUCCAAACCGAAAAGUGGAUUUAAAACACCAUCUAUGAAGAGUCCGAAGUUUGCAUAGGAAUUGAUCGUUAGUUAUGUUAGUAUUGGCAUCGCAAUGCACGGAGAGUUGUUAGCCGAGUGGAUUAAAUAAUUGAUGUGAUUGAAACUUUUUUUCAGUCGAUCUGGGCAGGUAGAUAUUAAGGGACUAUUCAUUUUUGAAGCAGUUUUGAUCUUUGUUUGAAUCAAAUAUAGAUUUAUUUCUUUA
Messenger RNA from Symsagittifera roscoffensis, 1050 nucleotides. Its product is annotated as COP9 signalosome complex subunit 7b-like. The record is from RefSeq and is a predicted model, not a curated record. The coding region runs from base 34 to 864 and encodes 276 amino acids. The transcript has 4 exons. Gene Ontology annotation, cellular component: COP9 signalosome. NCBI's taxonomy places the organism in Eukaryota, Metazoa, Xenacoelomorpha, Acoela, Convolutidae. Gene Ontology annotation, biological process: COP9 signalosome assembly.